AUGGAAAUUUUAGAAAAACUAGCCGAACUAACUAGUAAGCAAAAACGGGUCAUGGAGUUAGCAUUACAAGGUCAAAAUGUUUUUUUUACCGGGGCAGCCGGAACAGGAAAAAGUUAUCUAUUGCAAAAACUAAUCACUUCUUUACAAGAAAAAUACGGAAAAAAGCAUGUUGGAGUCACGGCCACUUCGGGUAUUGGUGCCGAAGUUAUUGGUGGAACUACUCUCCAUUCUUUUUUAGGUAUUGGGAUUGACAGCAAUCUUAGUGUGGAAGAAUUAUUAGAUCGCAUUUUAACUAGCCGUUCUUCUUAUGCCCGGAAAAACUGGCGGAAAAUUAAGGUGUUAAUUAUUGACGAAAUAAGCAUGUUAGGUGGGGAAUUAUUUGAUAAACUUGAAAGUCUGGCUCGGCAAAUUCGACAAAACGAGCAACCGUUCGGCGGUGUCCAAUUAAUUUUAGCCGGAGAUUUUUGCCAACUCCCUCCGGAUAUUCGGCUGGGUCGCUUCUCCAAAAGCCGCUGGGAAAAAUUUGUUUCCUUGUUAGCCCGUGAGCCAACUUGGCCGGACGAUGGGAUUAGGCCAGUUAGUUUAUACGCCACCAUCCAGGAAGCCGAAGCCACUAAUAACCAAGAGUUAGUUCAAUUACCCGGACCUUCUUACCUGUUUGCGGCCGAAGACCAAGAAAAAGCACCCGGCAAAUUAAAAGAGUUAAUUCGGGAUUGUCUGGCACCGGAAAAAUUAGAGUUAAAAAUUGGUGCCCAAGUGAUGUUGAUAACUAAUUAUUUAGAAAAGAAAUUAGUUAAUGGUAGUCAAGGAGUAGUAAUCGAAAAAAUUGAGAGUUAUGACAACAAUAAUCGUCCAGCAGUUUCGGCUACUCGCACCCAAAUUCCGCUAAUUUUGAGGCAAACUAUUGAACGGCUAAAAGUGGAUUUAAGUAAAUGUUUUGUGAGCGGACAAAUUUAUGUGGCUCUUUCUCGGGCCAGUGACCCGCAAUUUCUUCAAGUAAUUAAUUUCCCUUACCAUAAAAAUUAUCCUCGCAACGUUAGCGAAGGAGAAUUUGCCAAUGCUAGAAUUGAGGAGCCUGACCGAGCCAUCGACGAAUUUGCCAAUCGCUAUCAGAAAAAAUUUAAACUUCUUCACCCUAAAGACAACGACGCUCCUUAUGCGUUUUUGAGCCCAGAAGAUGCGGAAUUUCUCUCCGCGUUUGAAAUGGAAUACAGUCACACUGAUUUUGGUAAUGCGUUUCUUUCUCGGACUGUUCCAACUGUUAAUUCUCGACGUGAUAAUACCAAAACAUUAAACGCUUUUUUUUGGGAGGAGGAUGAGUUUUUUAUGGGAAAAUUACUUUUGGAAAAGAAAGUUCUAACAAGAUUACAAAGAAACAAGGAUUAUAACAGGCGAGAUAGGGGGAGAAUUGGCCAAAGAUUAGAAGGAGAGGAAAUAAACGAAUACCCCGGUUUAGAGGGAAAUUUGGAUUUAAGGGAAUUUUCAGGGUUGGAGGAAGUGCAUUUACCCGGUUUUCGUCUCACCGGAUUAUUAUUAUCAGAUAGCGUUUACGGCAAACUCGAAAAGCUGACUACUAUUAAUUGUCAAAAAAAUCGGCUCCAAAGUUUAAAUCUCGAUUUUUGUCCCAGUUUGAAAAUUUUGAAUUGUUCUGAUAAUAAUCUCACGAGUUUGGAUUUAAAAAAUAACAAAAAGUUAAUUUCUCUUGAUUGUAGUAAUAAUUCUAUCAACCAGUUAACUUUUCCUUCUAAUUCGCUUUUAGCAACAUCGUCUGGAGAAAACCAACCACCUGAGGAAAAUGAUUUCAGUGGAUUGUUAGCCGGUUUGCAACGCUGUGGUAAUUUAGAACUUAUGGUGGCGGUUAAUCAAACUAAAAUCCAAGGAAAUCCUGCUAAUUCUCUGUAUUUAUUUGGGAAUAAUAUGAGACAUUUUUAUUGUCAAAAUACUAUUUUUCAAACAGAACUCGAACCUUUUAAUUACAACGAGAGGGAAGCAAGAGAAUUGGCCGAAAAAAAAGUGAAAGGAUUAGAAAAUCGAAGCACGGAAGAAAUUAAGAAAUUAGCUGCGAAAGAGUUAGAAGAAAAAGAAAGAACCAUCACUAGUUUAAGAGACGAAAUUCAAAGAUUAACAGGAAGUUUGAGUUUUAAGGAGGGAAAAAUUAAAUCUCUUAAUGAGAAGUUAGCCAAGGAAGAAAAUAAUAAUGCGGUGGUUGAAAGCCCAGUAGUAGUUUGUAAAGAAACCCAAACCUUAAUUAGCGAAACGGAAAAUAAGGAAAUAAUAAAAAAAUUGGAGGAAAAAGUUAGAGAUUUGGAGCGGGAAAGAAGUGAAUUGAAGGAGAAAGAAAAAGAAUUUGUAAAAAAGGAGACAGAAAUUUUAUUAGAACUUAAAGAAGCGGGAACACAAACUGACAAAAACGAACAACCGCCAACAGAAAAACCAGCUAGUUCAGUCACCACAGGCCAGUUAUCUCUUCAUCUUGCUGGUUCCGCUCUGUUUAAUCCAAACAAAGAAGAAAGAAUUAAUGCCGAUUUAUCCGCCAAAAUUCAAGAAUCAAUCAAUAUCGCAGAGCAAGCAAUUGCCAAGGAAAAAGAAAUCAUGGAGUUAAGACGAAAGUUGUUCCAAAUAGAACGAGCCAGGAUUAAUAAACACCAUGAGGAAAAAAUGGAGGAAAUUUCGCUUAUCUUGCAACACUUAAAAAAUACUUUAUAG
This is a messenger RNA of Racocetra fulgida, 2706 nucleotides long. The record is from the annotation of a GenBank genome assembly. NCBI's taxonomy places the organism in Eukaryota, Fungi, Glomeromycota, Glomeromycetes, Diversisporales, Gigasporaceae.